AUGUGUGGGGGGGAGUUCUUCGCGCAUUCGCUGCCUAUACACCAGAAGACUUGUGCGGAGAAACAGCAGCACAUAUAUCUGACUUGCCAGCACUGCGGGCUGGAAGUGCAGAAGUUGCAGCUCGACCAGCACCUUCAGAAGUGCCCCAAGCGAGUAACUCCUAAGCAGCGUGCCGGCGACAGCGGAGCCCAUGGCGAUGCUGCUGGUGUUGCUGCUGCUUCUGCUUUUGAUUCCCAGGGGAGGCUGGAAUGUGCUGUUUGCGGUCGUUGGUUUGCUGCAGACAGAAUAGCAAUCCAUCAGGGGAUAUGUGAACGGCUAUCAUAUAAACGACGACAGCCAUUUGAUUCAUUUAAACAGCGAAGGUUUGACCCCCUUAUACACCGAGCAGAAGAAAAAGUAGAUGCAGCAGCACCAACAAAACGCGGUGGUGACAGACUUGCUGCUGCUGCUGCUGCUCGUCGGCCUGGCCCUGCUGCAGCUGAUAUUCGUGAUGCUGCUGCUUCUCGGUUUCCUGCUGCUGCGGAUACCCGCCCAGCUGCUUCUCCCCGUACACGUGGCUCUCGCCCAGCUGCUCGUGCUACUGGCGCUGGUCGUCCUGUUCCUACCGCAGCACAAGCAGCCCCUCGCCGGCCAGCAGCAGGCCCCCUUCGCCCCAGCGCGGGUGCAAGCGUGGGUAUGGGGCGGGGCGGCGGUGCGGGGCGGUUGCCAGGAAGAGGAGGGCCAGCGCGGGUGCAAGCGUGGGUAUGGGGCGGGGCGGCGGUGCGGGGCGGUUGCCAGGAAGAGGAGGGGGAGGGGGGGGGGCUAUCUUAG
Molecule: messenger RNA, 810 nt
Organism: Eimeria mitis
Lineage: Eukaryota; Apicomplexa; Conoidasida; Eucoccidiorida; Eimeriidae
Source: RefSeq, a predicted model, not a curated record